AUGGCUACCGCCGUCCAGCCUGCCAUGACCAUGGCCCCCUUCAACGGCCACCCGAACCAAUGCGUCGACCCCAAUGAGUUCUUCGACUUUGGCCAGAUGCCCUCGCCCACGCAGCCUGCCACUCUGAAGCGGGAGUCCAGUGCGACGUCGACCAUGGCCAGUCCCACCAGCACAAACAUCGACGACGACCUCCAGACCCCCGCAAAGCCCAGCCACGAGUACGAGCGCUUCAAGCAGCAAACCGGCCUGCCUACCAACUCCCUUCCCGGCCUUAACGCCGGCUACAACACGGGCUUCCCCAUGUUCUCGUCCACUGGCUUGGACGAGAUGGCCAUGAUGGGCGGCGACUCCAUGAUGGACGGCGCCUGGAACAACGGCCUGCCCAUGGACGUCGGCAUGAACAUGGCCGUCGACUACCGCCAGAACAGCUUCGUCUUCAACGAGGCCGCCCAAGACGACUUCGUCGACCCCAGCGCCAUCACACAAGAGGAGGUCACCAACGUCAGGGUCUGGCCCGGUAUGCAUCAACAGCAGGCUGCCAUGGCCAAGGCGCAGGCGCAGGCCCAGCAGCAGCGCGCACAGCAGUUGGCCCACCAGAAGCAACAGCAGGCCCUCCAGCAACAGCAACAGCAACAACAACAGCAGCAGCAGCAAGCGCAACAACAGCAACAGAACCGCAUGGCCUCCACCAGCUCGGCCAGCCGCAAGACCUCGAGCCCGCUCAGCGACGCCCACACCGAGGAGAUGAUCACCCGCGUCGUCGCACAGAUCCGGGCCGACAGCCAGAACGCGUCUGCCAACAUGGCCAACGACAACCAAGGCCUUCUCCCCCACAUCAUCCGCGCAAAGAAGGACGAAGAGGAUAUGGACGAGGACGAGAGGCUGCUUGCGUCUGAGGAGGGCAAGAAGCUCAGCUCCAAGGAGCGCCGCCAGCUCCGUAACAAGGUCUCCGCUCGCGCUUUCCGCUCGAGAAGGAAGGAAUACAUUGGCCAGCUCGAAGGCGAGGUUGCCAUGAAGGUCAACGAGGCCAACGAACUCCGCUCCCAGAACCGCCUCCUCAUGGAGGAGAACGCCCGCUCGCGCGCUUUCAUCGAGCGUCUGCUCCGCCACCAGGCCUUCACUCCCUUCCUCGAGGAGCUCUCUCGCGACGAGUCGCUCCAAGCCAAGGCCCCCAUGACUUCGAUGCCAUCAACCGCAGCACCCGUCGCCGCUGCUCCUGCCCCCACUCAGUUCCAGCAACAACAGCAGUUCAACGGCAUGUCGCAGGCCGAGAACACCCACGUUGGUAUGACCAUGGUCCCCGAGCCCCAACUCGACUUUGCUAUGCUCAACCUGAACACCAACAAUGGCAACAACUGGGGUGCUAACAAUGGCUUCAACUUCCAGCAACCCGUUGCUUUCGCCGUCACUGAGCUGCCUGAGGGUCCUACCAACCCCCUCGACAUCGAGGCCAUGUCUGGCAAGGGAUACAGCGCUAUCCUGAACGCCGAGGACGACUCGACUGUCGAGGAGGUCAAGGCUGACUACCCCAUCGUCGAGCGCCCUGUCCAGUCCGAGCCCACCGUUCCCGCUGCCGCCGAUGAGACCGAAGAGGUAGAUGCCGAGUACGACCUAUACUACUCUUCGUCCGCUCCCUCAACCACUGCCGCCGCAUCGCUUGAGGACCACGAGGCACUCUUCGCCAACUCCGAGAAGGCCUUUGCACACUACUCGCUAGUCAUCUCAAACGAAACGAACGAGGCACUUCUAGCAGAGCGUUUGGCGAGGAAGAUUGCUGCCAUGAGCCCCGCCAUGCAAAGAUUAGCCGACAUCACAUCGUCGUUUGACUUAUAG
This is a messenger RNA of Alternaria infectoria, 1833 nucleotides long. RefSeq lists its product as uncharacterized. NCBI's taxonomy places the organism in Eukaryota, Fungi, Ascomycota, Dothideomycetes, Pleosporales, Pleosporaceae. Bases 1 to 1833 code for a protein of 610 amino acids. Gene Ontology annotation, molecular function: DNA-binding transcription factor activity. The transcript has 2 exons. Gene Ontology annotation, biological process: regulation of DNA-templated transcription. The record is from RefSeq and is a predicted model, not a curated record.